AACCUAAAACACCUAAAAGCAGUUUUUGAGGUUUUAAUUUUUUUUUUUUAAAAAAAAAAUAUAUAAAUAAACCUUAUCAAAGCGUAUCAUCGAUGGUUCUCCUUCAAAUUCAAUAUCUCAUCUUUCUUCCUCAAAUCAUUCUCAAGAUUUCAUUCUCAAGAUUCAAGGAGCAAGCAAUUCCAGAUAAGCCGGGAUGGGAAGCAGCGGUGGCGUGGACUCCGGAGGAUAAAAAUGCUACAAGCCAAGGGAGAGCAAGGAAAAUAUUUGCUACAAGUGCAGAGAAAGCAGAAGGGUAUGCAGUCUGGUGGGCAAUUAAAGAGAACAUCAGCCAAUAUAAGAGUAUCUUAAUCAGAUCAGAUUGUGAGAAUGUAGUGAAAUCUCUAAACUCGCCUGAAACGUCUUCGGUGGAGCAAGUGUGGUCAUGGACAUCUUAGAUAUGAUAAGGAGCUUAGAUUAUUUUAUUUGCAUAAAGGUACAAAGAGAUUGUACUGUUUGGAUCAAGUAGGAGUUUUAUCUGUGAUCGAUUGUUCAUUUGCCCCUUAGGCAGUAUAUGCAAUCAAUAACAAUGGAUUCGAGGACCUAGUGACUCCUUCUGUAAGUGAUAAGUCGUGUUUUGUGUAUAUUAUUUAGCUUGUUUUUAGUUAGUUUUGUUAGUUUAGUUGAGUAUUUGAGUCCGUUUUGGUGUA
Messenger RNA from Chenopodium quinoa (quinoa), 686 nucleotides. RefSeq lists its product as uncharacterized. Lineage: Eukaryota; Viridiplantae; Streptophyta; Magnoliopsida; Caryophyllales; Amaranthaceae. Bases 93 to 434 code for a protein of 113 amino acids. The record is from RefSeq and is a predicted model, not a curated record. The transcript has 2 exons. Gene Ontology annotation, molecular function: nucleic acid binding.